UCUGAUGGCAGAACCAGGGGAGUUGGUUGUAUAGGCUAUGUCUCGAUGUAUGCGAGGCGCAUCUCAGCUGCGACUUCUCCCCCUCUUCUUUCUCACCCUUCUUCUCCACCUCUUCACCAUCUCCUCAUCAGCCACGGUGCAGGCUCGAUCUUUGGACGGUGCUGACCAGAGGUGGCGCGACUGGCUCCUAGUAGAGGACACGGCGCCCGCAGACGUCGCCUCAGCGCCGGGCGCGCUGGUGCGUCGGAUCACACCUAAAUCGGUGUUUGUGGCGCCCAACUUCCACCCCGGCUGCAAGGAGGGUCAACAGAUCGACGCUCAGGGUCGCUGCGUCCAGAUUGUCCGAGUCGACCAGGCAGCUCACCUCGAUUUCCUGCUCAAACGGUUCAACUCCAUGUUUGCCCCGCCACCUCCACCUAGUAAAAAGGUCGAAAAGGACAGUCCGGGUCCCUUCCACGUUAGUUUACCACUUGGAGGUGCCGAGAAACUGCAGGAAACCGGUCCAGAAACCAUCAAAACAUCACCAGAAAGCAUCAAACCUCUUCCAGAAACCAUCAAAACAUUGCCAGAAACUGUUAAGCCACUCCCAGAAACCUUGAAACCUCAGAAACCAGAUCUGCAAAACCUCAAACCACACUCCUCAUCCACUACCCUACAACCCCUAGCCACAACAACUCCUCUACCACAGCUGACAACCACACCCCCACCACUCACAACCACUCACAAGACUGAAACUACAACCCUCACCAUGCCCCCAGCAUCAACAGACCCCACCACAGAGCUGCUGAACUUCAGCGAUGAAUCGACCACAUCAAGGGUAACACAUGAAACAUUGAAGCCCACCACGUUCUUCACACAGGCAAGUCCCACAGCGUUUUUGUCGUCACCUACAACAACACUAGGGGAUGAGGUAUGGUCAUCACAUAAGGUACAGACAAUGCCUACUACACAGACAGAAACCAUCACAGAUCAUGGAUCACAGACAGAGAUGGGAAACCAUAGACCACACACAUCAUUCGAGCAUCAUAGACCUUCUCACAAUGGGUUGGCAGCACAUGGACAUCAAACUUUACCAACAAUACAGACAGAUGUGUUUGGGACUCACAGACCUCAAGGCGUAUUUGGGUCUCAUAGACCGCUAGAAGUGUUUGGAUCGCAUAGACCCCAAACAACAACAGAUGUGUUUGAGGUUCAUGGACAUGAAACCUUGCCAACAACACAGACAGAUGUGUUUGAGUCUCAUAGACCUCAAGAUGUGUUCGGGUCUCACAGGCCUCAAGAUGUCUUUGGAUCUCAUAGACCUGAAACACUACCAACAGAAGUAUUUGAGUCUCACAGACAUCAAGAUGUGUUUGGUUCACCAAGCUCUCAAACACAUACAGAUCUUUUUGGGUCUCAUAGACCUCAAACUUUACCAACAACACAGACAGAUGGGUUUGGGUCACAUGUACCUCAAACUACCCAAACAGAUAUAUUUGAGUCUCAUAGAACAACUUUCAAUACUCAAAACCCUGAGUUCCUUUUCCAAGGCGUUCACAGGACAAGACCAUCUUCUCUACAAACAUCAACAGCUACAGCAGAAACUGGUGAAGAUUCCGAUAAAACUGCAUCUUUUCCAUCACAUACAACCCUGUUCACAUCACCAACCCUUCAAACCAUUCAACCCUUUGAAGGCCUCCACAGAACUAGACCUUCAUCCCUUCAGACAACCUUCCCUGUACCCUCUACAGUCAAAACCAACGAAGUGUUCACCCUUAAAGGGUUCCAACAAACUACCCCUACAUCCUCAGAGCUCUCCUACACUAGUACAACUUCUGCAACUACAACUUAUGGUGAGGCAACUCCCACAGAGGAUGAAUCCGAUGGAGAAUCAUUGAUUUUCAGUGGUGAUUCCGACAACAAGAAGCCAUUUGUCAUAAUUGUGGCCAAUAAUACAUUCAAACGCCAAGAACCAGUUGAUUAUGAUUCUACCACAGAGUCUACUAGUGGUUCCCAAGAGAGUACCACAGUUUUGAGUAGACCCACUAGUGAGGAAUUUGAGGGUUUGGGAGGUGACACCACCACAGAGUCUAGUAGUGGUACAAGGUUCAGUUAUUUCCCAACAGUUUUAACACCUCCACCAACCAUAGAUGAGUAUUCUUUGGAGGAGUUUCCUGCUGUUGAAGAGGCACCCACUAGUAUUGGGGAUAAGGAAACCAGUUUUGGGGAUUCCUUAGAUGUGGCAGCCAGUUUCCAGCAGAUGAACGCUGGGGAAUCUGUGGGAAACAAACGUACCAAAUGCGAUUCAACCUAUGAGGUGUCACAAGUCCGUGACGGGAGGAUCAUCAGUCAGAGUUCUGUGACCAACUGCCAGCCUGAGGGUGGUAAAACCACCACCACCACCACCCCUCAACCACCCCUCAGGACAUUGGCUCCCACAAAUUUUAGAUUUCCUCUGGAGGCGCAAACUGCUGGGAGACCUAGUUUUAUAAGGUUCCCUGAGGUGACUGCAGGUAGCAGCUAUAACACCAAGGUGCCUGCUGCUAGCGAUAACUAUAACACAAAACUGUGGGGGAGUGAGAACAAUAAUUAUGGGGCAGAUAGUAGUAAACAGUCGUAUUACUGGCCUCAGCAGUGGAAUCCUUUUCCAAGCUCUGUGGUGAGGGGUUGGCCGGUUGUGGAUAGAAGUCAGGUAUCUUCGAAUGUUUAUAGGAAACAGUACUACCAUCAUCCCAUGCCUCAGUGGAUGAACAAGAACACAAAUCAGUAUUCAUGGCCAGGUAGAGUCUGAAAGCAAUACAGUUACUGGUCUAAAAACAGUACAAUCACUCAUGUCCAGUAGGAGACUAAAAGCAGUACAAUCAUUGCUGGAUGGUCUGAAAACAGUAAAAUUUUAUCCUAGAAUUAAUAAAAAAUGUAUAAGAAAUUCUAAUUCCAGUAUAAGAAUACCUACAAGACAAUGUUUUUAGUUUUUUGAAAAUAUAUUGUCAGACUCAUGUCUCUUACCAUUAAAAUAAUAUUCACAACUUUAAAAACUUUAAUGAACAAUGUUUCUACAUUUCUAAAAUGAGGAUGUCCAAAUCUCUAAAAUGGUCACAAUACAGGUAUUGUUAUUUUUAUAAAACUGAAGCUCGGUCAUUUUUUCUAUUAGUCUGACUGGGUUGAAUUUCAGUAGGGGUUUUUGCAGGUUUUUCUUGUAACUUACCGUAGGUAAUUUUAAACUAGAGGUUUUUCAAGCCUUUUCUAAGUAAUUGUUGAAGAAACUGCUUGUAAUUUUGUUGAUAGAUAUAUUAUAAUUUGUUAUAUUAUGUAGUAAGUAUCUUACAUCAAAAGUGUUUAGGAAGAACAAAUAACUAUAAAGUUUAUAUUAUACAAAUGUUUUGGUAGAAUAGCGUCACGAAUUUAUAAAAUUGCAAAAACUGGAUUUGAAUUUUAUAAAAUUAUGAAAAUUUUAUUCAGGUAAGGAUUAGGCGCUGCCUUUAAAAUUACUAUUUUAUGUAUUGAAGCAUUUUUGUUUUAAUUGCAUGAUUAUUAUGUCUUUGUUACAAUUUGUAUUAGAUGAUAAUUAUAUAAUUAUAAGCUGUUUAUUACAAUUGUAUAAUUCGUUGAGUACCUGACAGGCUUUGAAAAUAUAACUUGUGAAUAAGUUUGAACAAUUUAUAACUGCGCACGUUUUAUUGAAUUCAAGAUGAAACUUGGUAGAAAAUUGAAAGAUUCUUGAGAAUCCUUGUUGAAAAUUUACUGACAUGCAAGAAUAUUUUCCAAUAAUUUUGCAAGAAAUGAGUAGUUGAGCAUAGUUUGUGUUUAAAAAUACUAGAAGCUUCUCAAUAAUAUACAUAAUUAUUCUCCAAUUUCAAUCUCAACACAUAACUUAUACGAAUAUAGUAGAAUCUAUUGACAUUGUAUUUAAUAAUAGGCAUUGAAUAAAUAUGAAUAUCAAAUUAUACUUCCACAAAUUGACUCUAAAUAAAUUUGAAUCAACCUAUUAUAAUUUUUAUCAAUGAUAAUUGUCCUCCCAAGAGGGUUCAGUACUUGAAGAUAGGGUUAUUUCAAUACAAUAAAUUAUAAAGAAUGAUCAUAAAAUAUAAACAUUAAAAUUCAGUUUUGUUGAAGAUAAGACUAAACACUAACAUAAUCUCAACUUCUGAAUCUAAAUCAUGAAUUAAAUAAGUUAUACACUGUGAAACUAUCCGAAAUUUACAAUAAACUAUUGCUAUUUUAAAGCAACAUAAUUAUUAUUUUUUACUUUAUAAUUUUUCGAUUUGACAGAUAAAUGUUGAUUGAAUAUUCCUUUAGUUGUUCCGUUCAUAUUGAAAACUGAUUUAAAUAAUAUUGUUGGUGAUUUGAGUAUAAAACUAAUAGAAAAUAAUAAAUUAUAAACAAAACUGAAAUAAUUUCAGACCUCCCAGUUCUUCAAUACUAAUUGUUCGACUUGCCCUUACAAUCAAUUAUUGAUAGUAAAGCUGCGUUUACACCAAAGUUAUUAACAAAAUGUUAAUAACUUUAUCCUUAUAAAUUCUAUUAGAUUGAGCAUAACUUAUCAUACACGUGAUGAUCAUAUGUGUAUGAUAAGUUAUGUUCAAUCUAAUAGAAUCUAUAAGGAUUAAGUUAUUAACAUUUUGUUAAUAACCUUGGUGUAAACCCAGCUUAAUGAUUUAUUAAUUAUUUUAAUUUGAUAAUCCAUUGUUAUGAGUGCUUCUAUGUAUUGUGCUUAUUGUAAAUAGUUUGUAUUGUGUUUUUGUUAGUAAUAAAUUGUUGUAGCCUUUAUAUUAUUGAAGUAAGAAAUGUGUACGUACAAUGUAGCCACAAAUAUCGUAUAGUUCCUAUAUAUUUAGCUGGAUAUUUUUAAAAGUCAAGAGAUCAUAUAUUAUAUCGAUUAUUAUAUUUUUGUGUAAUCUAAUAAAGUAAUUAUACUCCAGCCAUUUUACUUUUUGUACAUAGAUUUUGAAGAUGUUGUAUUUGUAAAUAUUAGAAGUGUAUUUUGGAUAUUGUGAAUCAUUAAAAUAUAUGUUUGAUAUUGUGAA
Molecule: messenger RNA, 5003 nt
Organism: Nilaparvata lugens (brown planthopper)
Lineage: Eukaryota; Metazoa; Arthropoda; Insecta; Hemiptera; Delphacidae
Product: mucin-12
Exons: 2
Coding region: 38-2770 (910 amino acids)
Source: RefSeq, a predicted model, not a curated record